AUGGCGCAAGAAUACAAACUCAGGGAUAUCUCGUCCCUCGCCGGCAUCAAGGAGAUGGACAAGGUGGAGUCCGAAGUGGAAGGCAUACAGGAUGGCAAGGUUCUUGUGGUGAACUAUGAUGGCCAGUUUCAUGCCAUGAGUCCUAGAUGUACCCACUACGGGGCUCCGUUGAGGCUCGGUGUUGUUGCGCCUGAGGGCCGGAUCACUUGUCCGUGGCAUGGGGCCUGCUUUAAUAUCGGAACCGGGGAUGUCGAAGAUGCACCGGCCCCCAAAGCUUUGCAUAAGUUUGAAGUUUUUGAGAAGAGUGGGGCGGUCUACAUCAAGGGUGAGGAGUCGGCUAUUAAAUCCGGUCAGAGAGAUCCGGUAUCCCGGUGCAGUGCUUCCACUUCGGAGAAGCUGGUCAUUGUAGGAGGUGGAAGCGGCUCCUUUGGGGUCAUCGAGGCCAUUCGUGAGUUGAAAUACAAAGGCGCCAUCACUCUCAUCUCCCGGGAACCCAAUCUACCUAUUGACCGAACCAAGCUAUCCAAGGCCCUUAUCUCGGAUCCCUCGAAGAUUGAGUGGCGCCCUCGUGAGUGGUACGAGGGUGUUUCUGUCGAAACCGUCACUGAUGAAGUGAUCUCGGUGGACUUCAACAAGAGGACUGUGGUCACUAAGUCUGGCAAAAUAUAUCCGUACACCAAGCUGGUUCUUGCUACUGGAGGCGUGCCACGCACUCUCCCAGUGGAAGGCUUCAAUGAGCUGGGCAACAUCUUCCUGCUGCGCUUUGUCACCGAUGUCCAGGCCAUCCUCAAGGCCGUAGGCGAGAAGAACAAGAAAAUCGUCAUUAUCGGCAGCUCAUUCAUCGGUAUGGAGGUGGGUAACGCCCUCGCCAAGGAGAACGACGUAACCAUUGUCGGCCAGGAAAACGCCCCCAUGGAACGUGUCUUGGGCGAAGAGGUCGGCCGGAUCAUCCAGGGCAAUCUAGAGAAGACGGGGGUCAAGUUCAAGCUGCAGGCCGGCGUCGCGAAAGCCACACCUUCCAGCUCGGAUUCCAGCAACGUCGGCGCCGUCCACCUCAACGAUGGCACGGUUCUCGAAGCCGAUCUGGUCAUUCUAGGAGUUGGCGUACGACCAGCAACCGAUUUCCUCAAGAACAACCAGGCUGUCACACUAGAGAAGGAUGGUUCAAUCAAGACAGAUGAACACUUCGUUGUCCCUAGUCUAGAAAACAAUGUCUUCGCCAUCGGCGACAUUGCCACGUACCCUUAUCAUGGCCCCGGCUCCGACCCAAAAGGCACCCAUACACGCAUCGAGCACUGGAACGUUGCGCAAAAUGCUGGCCGCGGCGUCGCUCGCGCUAUUGUUCAUAGCCUCACCUCCCCAACCUCGUCAUUACAGACCCUGAAGCCCAAGGCCUUCAUACCCAUCUUCUGGUCUGCCGUGGGUGCCCAAUUGCGGUACUGUGGUAAUACGCCCAACGGCUGGGACAGUCUCGUCUUGAAGGGGGAACCCGAAAAUGCCAAGUUCGCCGCGUACUACUGUAAAGGUGAUACAGUGGUCGCUGUUGCGACAAUGGGCAUGGAUCCCGUUAUGGUUAAGUGUGCCGAGUUAAUGCGACGGAAGAAUAUGCCGUCCAAGUCGCAGAUUGAGGGUGGUGUGGAUGUCUUGAAGGUUGGAUUGCCGAGGGCGUGA
Aspergillus alliaceus is the source of this 1671-nucleotide messenger RNA. It is a transcript of the gene nfr1, whose product is annotated as putative AIF-like mitochondrial oxidoreductase (Nfrl). The record is from RefSeq and is a predicted model, not a curated record. Gene Ontology annotation, molecular function: oxidoreductase activity, acting on NAD(P)H; flavin adenine dinucleotide binding; 2 iron, 2 sulfur cluster binding. NCBI's taxonomy places the organism in Eukaryota, Fungi, Ascomycota, Eurotiomycetes, Eurotiales, Aspergillaceae. Gene Ontology annotation, cellular component: cytoplasm. The transcript has 3 exons. Bases 1 to 1671 code for a protein of 556 amino acids.